CCCAAGCCGGCGAAACGCUCCCGAGCCGCCUUCUCCCACACCCAGGUCAUCGAACUGGAGAGGAAAUUCAGCCACCAGAAAUACCUGUCGGCUCCAGAGCGAGCUCACCUGGCCAAAAACCUGCAGCUCACCGAGACCCAGGUGAAAAUCUGGUUCCAGAACAGGAGGUAUAAAACCAAGAGGAAACAGGUCGCCUCCGAAAUCAGCAAACUGGACGCUCAGAUGGUGGGGCAGAAAGGGGCAGAGCUCCCUGGGGCAUCCCUGCUCUCGCUGCGGGGCAACUGGCAGUACCUGCCCUGCCUCUACUACUUGAAUAGCUGGAGUGCUUCGUGGUGGUGA
Merops nubicus (carmine bee-eater) is the source of this 339-nucleotide messenger RNA. Its product is annotated as homeobox protein Nkx-3.1-like. Gene Ontology annotation, biological process: regulation of transcription by RNA polymerase II; cell differentiation. The transcript has a single exon. NCBI's taxonomy places the organism in Eukaryota, Metazoa, Chordata, Aves, Coraciiformes, Meropidae. The record is from RefSeq and is a predicted model, not a curated record. Gene Ontology annotation, cellular component: nucleus. The annotation marks the transcript as partial. Gene Ontology annotation, molecular function: DNA-binding transcription factor activity, RNA polymerase II-specific; RNA polymerase II cis-regulatory region sequence-specific DNA binding.